UCACUUUGUUCCCAUGGCAACUGGCCCACACCCGGACAGCCCAGUAAUAUAAUGGAGACAGAUGGUUCUGAUGUUGCUAUUCGUCGACAAAAGCCUUCGGAGAAACUAAACCUCCACACCUCAACGGGCUUGCCUCCAAUAGACAGCUCUACACUCAUAAGCCUUGCUGAUGUUGGACAAAGAGGCUUUUCACGGAAGCUACACGAAAUGGUGAGACAGCAAAAAGAGAUGGAGUCAUGCUCCAAUGGAGAGACAAGGGGAAGGAAGAGGAGGGAAAAGGUAGAGCUCAAGAAUUGGAAGCAGAUGACACCAGCAGAGCUCAGCAAGCUAACACCAAUGCAAAAAAGCAGAUACAUGAUGUAUGAACCAACAAGUAAGGAGAUCCUUGAAAAACAAAUGGAGUCCUUGAAGAGGGUUAGAGCUCGAAAACUGCUAGCAAAAGUUGAUGAUCCUGCUCCAUUGCUGAAGAGUUUAAUAGAACACGAAGAAAACAGCGAACUUAUUGGACAACUCAAAGCAGCAGAGGCAAGAUACAGAGUCAGAAACACACAACUCACAUAUGACAUGGAAAGGUCACAAGAAUUACAGCAUCUUAUAGCAUCACAGCAGACUGCACAAGAGGCAGUUCGACUGCAAACUUUUAUACCUCCCACUCCACUUUAUGUUGAAGUACCUGACUACCUUAACAAAACACAAAGAAAUCGCUGUGAGGAAAUAUUAGAAGAUGAUCGUGGGCUAACAAUAUACAGAAACAUUUAAAAAUGACAAUUAAUACAUGUACACAUGUACAAUAAUAAUAAAAUACUAAUAACAUCAAAAACAUAUCAAA
Molecule: messenger RNA, 829 nt
Organism: Amphimedon queenslandica
Lineage: Eukaryota; Metazoa; Porifera; Demospongiae; Haplosclerida; Niphatidae
Product: protein LKAAEAR1-like
Exons: 7
Coding region: 52-759 (235 amino acids)
Source: RefSeq, a predicted model, not a curated record